Messenger RNA from Porites lobata, 3104 nucleotides. The record is from the annotation of a GenBank genome assembly. NCBI's taxonomy places the organism in Eukaryota, Metazoa, Cnidaria, Anthozoa, Scleractinia, Poritidae.
AUGGGUGGCCAAAUUACUCGCUGUGACUUCGAAUGGUCGUACACAGCCGAACCACAUGCUACGAGAAGAAAAGAAAUACUUGGUAGGCUGACAUUUGACUGUUUUAGCCCACAUUGACCCGAUGAUUUUACGUUAUACAAAAGCAUUAAGAAUUACAUAACGAACAUGACCCUGCGAGAGUUUGGCAUCACUAGUUGACUUUUACAAAAGAAGCUAAAUAUUUUUUGUUGACCACUUACUUUUUUGGUUGUUCAUUUGAGAUAUUCAGAGCCCUUUAGAAAAUUUGAAUUGGUUUUUUUCUAUUGAGUUUACUAUAAACAUGGAUUUAGAUUAUAAAUAAGUACGCCUUAAUUAGUCAGGCUUUAUUGCUAACAAAAGCGAUCAGUUUCCUAUAAUAUCCAAGCUGUUUAAAAACAGCUAAUAUAAAACAAGGCACAAAUUGAUGAAUUUUCACAUGGCGAUUCUAGGCGAAAAUUUGCUAACUAGCCCAUUUCUUUUUCAAAAGAUGUCUCUGACCUAAGUAUUCCUCAUUUUGUCGCAUGCAAGGUUGUCGUCACAGACAACAGAUGUGGUGAAUUGUUAUUUAUGUUUUACGACUUCAUCAUGACGUUUUAAUAAUAAUUUCUAACUAGCAAUAAACUAGUCAAUUGGGGCCAUCGCUUUAAAUCUGUUAGUCUUAGAAAAACAAAAACAUGCGAUUUCGCAUGAUCGCCCUACAUAUCGACUAUAUUGUUUUCCUUUAGUAACAAACACCAUUUAUCAACCCCUCCCUAAUUAAUGCAUAUAUCGACAUACACCUGGUAUUACACGAAUAACAGCUCAUUAGGCUUAAGCGUUUGCCUACUCGCCUGCCCUAAUUGGCAUAAUUUCCAAAGCUCCGUGGAUCAAUAGAAAAGAAAGAAAUUUUUAGUCAAAAUUUUGCCGGCAUUGGCUUUUAACGGUAGCGACGAGAUGGCAGUAAUAUUCAAGUCUUGGGUGCAGAUUGGGUAAACAUUGACUAUCGAUUUUGCGGAAAGUUUUGUAGCACGAAUAGAACACAGGUGUAUUUAGUUCCACCACGAAAUACGCAUUGAAGCCUCUGGUUUUUGUUAAUAAGAAUAGCUCGUUGUAAACAGUACGCAGUUGACCAAUAUCCUGUAAACUGGGCAAUACGAACUUGUUUGAAUACCCAACAUCUUGUAUCCUACAGCAUUUCUGAGUGACAUAACGGCCUUAUCUGCAAAUUAGGCCCUGUCCACACGUAUCCAUGUUUGUUUGAAUACGGAUAUUUUUUCUCCGGGUGGUUUGGCCAAUCUUCUACACGUAUCGGGUGAACGCGGUCAUCGAAAACGCAUCUUUUCAAAGAAGGCUUUUGAGAGUUGAGAGAGUGGAGAAUUUGAAAACGCCAUCUUCUCGUUUAAGUGUGCUUCGAGCAUGACGUAUAUUCCGUAAGGGAUUCUAUCGUAUUUCCUUCGUUUCAGCGUUUUCGAGUGGACGGGCGAAAACGAUUCGAAUACGAUACGUGUGGAUGCACAAAUUUUUUUUGGAAAACGGAGAAAAAAAUCUCCAUUUCCACAAAAAUAUCCGGACACGUGCGGACGGGGCCUAAGUGAGUGAGAUUUUUUUAAAAAAGUCAAUUAAUUGUCCAGAGCUGUUUUAAUUUUUUCAUCGCCCCAUCCCCCACUCUUCGCCAAAAAAACUGCCUUUUUAAUAAUGCUAAGGAAGUCGCAGAGUGAAAUUUCACUUCCGAUAAAUGGUACCGCGACUCUGCGAGCACUUCUCAGAUCUUUGGAGACGCCGGGGUAUAGUAGUUUAUCGGAACGGGAUAUUCAUGGACCCAAUCCCCACAGACAAAGUUUGCGAUAAGAACGGCAAAAUCAUUUCUGGGGGCAAAAUCCCCUCUGUCCCGAAAUGGGAGGGUCGAAGACAGCCGUAACCGAGCCACGAGAGAACGCGUGCUGGCGGCGAAGUCGCACUCGAGUCUCCUUUCGCGUGCUGCUCUCGCGUGACUUCUCGAGACUCCCCCUCGGAGAGCUUGCUCGCAGGCUAAGACAACCGCGUCCCUCCAUCAAACUCGUUCCCAGGGCUAUUCCCAUCGAAAAUGGGAGGGGCGGGAAUGAAGUUGCCUUGCCCCAUGGUGGUUACCUAGAAGAUGGUAGGUGCGCUCUCCCAUGUUCUCAGGGGAAAAGCCAUAGGGAGACAAUCUUGAAUUACUGAGACUUAUUCUAUUCUUUUUCUAAGCCAAGUAUCCUGAGAUCAAGAAACUGAUGGGCAGUGAUCCUAUCUUCAAGUACCAAAUCUUGUUGUUGAUGUCGCUUCAACUCUCACUGGCCUACAUAAUGCGUGACCUAUCUUGGACCAAUCUCUUCAUAGCAUCCUACUGCCUGGGUGCCGUGGCAACCCAUGGUCUCAUCGUGGGAGUUCACGACAUUUCUCACAACAUCGCAUUCGGAAACGGCCGUCCCUUACUGAACAGGCUCUUUGGUAUCCUAGCUAAUCUACCGACCGCGAUUCCAUCUUCCAUUGCCUUCAAGAAAUAUCACAUCUUACACCAUCGUUACAUGGGCGUCGAAGAAAUUGAUCCGGACCUGCCGACAAAAUUUGAGGCUUGGAUUUUCUGUAAUUCCAUCGCUAAGGUUAUGUGGGUGAUUCUGCAACCGUUCUUUUAUGCCAUCAGACCGAUGGUUGUUAACCCGUUGACACCAAGCGGCUUAGAAAUCCUUAACAUCGUCGUUCAGCUCGCCUUCGACUACUUGGUCGUACGGUUCUGGGGUUUAAAAUCACUUGUGUUCAUGGCCGCUAGUACAGUUCUCGGCACGGGUCUUCACCCUUUGGCGGGCCACUUCAUCGCUGAGCAUUAUAUGUUCGCGGAAGGCUGCGAAACAUAUUCUUACUACGGUCCAGGAAAUUGGCUUACUUUCAACGUUGGGUAUCACAACGAGCAUCACGAUUUUCCCAGCAUUCCAGGCUCCAAGCUUCCGUUGGUCAAGAAGAUUGCAGCAGAGUAUUACGACAACUUGCCGUAUCAUACCUCCUGGACAAAGGUGAUUUGGGAUUUCAUUACUGAUCCAAGAAUUGGUCCAUAUGCUCGGGUUAAGAGAGCGCAGACUAGAAAAAUCAAAUGA